Lolium perenne is the source of this 987-nucleotide messenger RNA. Lineage: Eukaryota; Viridiplantae; Streptophyta; Magnoliopsida; Poales; Poaceae. The record is from RefSeq and is a predicted model, not a curated record.
AUGUUAAAACAGCAACACAGAUUGAAGGUUGAGCAAGCUGGUUUUGGCUGUGUUUUUCAGUGGGUCCUGGAGGGUAACAUAUCGCGUGUUCUCAUGUGUUAUUUGAUGAAGACUAUUGACACUUCUACCAUGAAGUUGGCUUGUGGAUCUGGCAGAGUUCUAGAGGUUAAUAGAGACACUGUUCAUCAGGUGUUUGGUUUUCCUAUAGGAGGCGAUACUCCUAUACUGCCUGCAGAAUCUGGACACGACGAGUCAUUGGCUCUUUUGAAACAAGAGUUUGGGUUCGAAAGCAAUGCUAGUAUUGAGCCUAAAGAUCUGCGUCAAUUGUUAUCUGAUCUUGUUGAAGACCCCGAGAAGGAAGAUUUGGCUAUUAAGGUCUUCUUUGCCAUUCUUUUUAGCAAGCUCAUAUGUCCUGGUUCAGCUACCCGUGUCGGUAGGGAAGCUGCAAUGCUUGUGAACAUGGAUUAUGAUAAGAUGGCAAAGAUGGAUUAUUGCCAGCUUGUUGUUGAUGAGUUGAAACGAGCUGCUACUAAAUAUCAAGACCCUGAUAUCCCUCAGGCUGGGUUAGAAGGGUGUGCUGUUAUCCCCACUGUUAUGUAUCUUGACAGCAUCUUUCUACCACCACAUUCUGUCAUGCAUACUCAAACUCCUCGCGCAAACUUUCUGCAUGAGAAACCUCUGAAGGCUAUUUACAAAAUGGACAUUCAAAAGAAUGGUGGACCAGAGUUGAUGAAGUACAAGUUUGGCAGAAUUGUGUGGAAAGGCCGCAACCAAAUUGCUUAUUCAUAUCGGUAUCGUGUUGAAGAUUUAAUUGUCAAUCUUAAUGAGGGCACCCAUUGUAGUGAGCCUGAUGCUGGUAAUGCCAAUGAACAUCCUGCUGGAGGUCAUUGCGAGAUUCCAAUUUCGCAAAUUGCUAAUGUCAACACGAAAGACAAUCACCGAUCUGCUUCAACUAGUGCUUGGGAUGCCUUCUGCUGGUGUUAUUGA